AAAAAAAAAGUUGUUUGACUGACAUGUCUCUCGCCUUGGGGGUUAGUCGAAGAAAUUGCAAAGAACGAGAAGGGAAUCCGCCGAUUCAACUCGGCGUGCUCGAGAUGGCGGGUUGUUGGAAGCGAGGCGAUUUCGAACCGUGAAAUUGACGGAAAGCGAUUCAAAUUCCUCUCGGCCUCGAUUACUAGGAAUAUCUGCCUUAGUUCUGCGUUUUAGGUUUGCUUGGAUUGGGAAAUCUAGCAAUGGAGGAGGAAAGUUGUUCGAUCUCCAAAGCAGUGGCAGUAACAGCCUGCACGGCCAUGGCUUUGUUCUACGUCGCCGUUCUCUAUGCUCCUACUUUGAUUCUUCGUCUACCGCCUCCUACUUCUCUUCAAGUUUACAUGACUCGACGAUUUCUGUGCGCCUUCAUUUCCACCGCCGUCUCAGUCCUCGUCUGCGUUCUAAUCCUUCCUACAAGAAAAAUGGAUUUUUCACUUUUAUUAGCAGCUUAUGGCAUCCGAGCAGAUCAUAUUUGGCAAGCUGUGGUCUUUCCUCUUUCAUUGACUUCUUUAAUGUACCUUGGAUCAAUGGCCUUAAAGUCUUUGUUAUUGGUGGAUUCAUGGGGAGAACAUAUGUAUCACGGAGAAGGCUCCCUUUUGGACAGUGCCAUAUUUUUUUGGACAAGAUUUCUUGAUUGGGUGCUAUUAACGGUCUCAAAUGUUUUAGCUUGGAGAAAUUAUGUUGUGGCUCCACUAACUGAGGAGUUGGUGUUUAGAGCAUGCAUGAUACCAGUUCUUCUAUCUGGGGGAUUUAAACCAACCACUGUGAUAUUUCUCUGCCCCAUUCUUUUCAGUCUGGCACAUUUAAACCACUUUAUGGAGUACUAUGACAAGCAGAACAACAACUUAACCAAAACAGUUAUGGUUGUAGGUCUCCAGCUUUGCUAUACUGUGGUAUUUGGAUCAUACGCAAGUUUUCUCUUUGUGCGAACUGGACAUCUUCUUGCUCCGUUAGUUGCUCAUGUUUUUUGCAACUUUAUGGGAUUACCUGUGCUUUUUUCUCGAAGAAGAGGAGUGGUGAGCCUGGCAUUUGUAGUUGGAAUGGUGGGGUUCCUAUGGCUUCUUUUUCCCAUGACAAGUCCACAUUUGUUUAACGAGAAAACAAAUAACUGCAGAUGUUGGCAUGGACACUGUUCUUGGAACUAGACUGAAAAAUCUUAGAUUAGAGAGACGGUUGGGAAGAAGAGAGAGAAAGAGAGAGAGAAGUAGAAGAAGGAAUGUUCCUUUAUUGAGCAAUGUACGAAGGCUGUUUAGUGAGUAGAAAACCUGUGAAUAUAUCUUCUCUUGUUUGCGAGUUGCAACAAGAAUUAGAAAACACAAAGCGAUUUGAAUGGUUAAUAGACAUUAUUGAUUGUUGUUUGAAUGAAGGUGUUAGGCAGCCAAGGAUGUUGUUUUGGACCAAAGCAAUAAAAAAUGCUUGCAUACUGAACCA
Molecule: messenger RNA, 1470 nt
Organism: Cucurbita moschata (crookneck pumpkin)
Lineage: Eukaryota; Viridiplantae; Streptophyta; Magnoliopsida; Cucurbitales; Cucurbitaceae
Product: CAAX prenyl protease 2
Exons: 8
Coding region: 243-1184 (313 amino acids)
Biological process (GO): CAAX-box protein processing
Cellular component (GO): endoplasmic reticulum membrane
Molecular function (GO): metalloendopeptidase activity
Source: RefSeq, a predicted model, not a curated record